Messenger RNA from Parus major (Great Tit), 2091 nucleotides. Its product is annotated as ADP-ribosyl cyclase/cyclic ADP-ribose hydrolase 1-like. Gene Ontology annotation, biological process: positive regulation of B cell proliferation. The transcript has 8 exons. The record is from RefSeq and is a predicted model, not a curated record. The coding region runs from base 73 to 1044 and encodes 323 amino acids. NCBI's taxonomy places the organism in Eukaryota, Metazoa, Chordata, Aves, Passeriformes, Paridae. Gene Ontology annotation, molecular function: phosphorus-oxygen lyase activity; NAD+ nucleosidase activity. Gene Ontology annotation, cellular component: plasma membrane.
AGCCGCUGUCCCCGGCGGCGGAGCAGCUGCCGCUGUCCCCGGCGGCGGAGCAGCUGCCGCCGCCCCUCAGCGAUGCCGCCGCAGCAGGGCUCUGCCCGCAUGCGGCAGCGCACCGUGCUCCUGGUGGGGAUCGCCGUCCUGCUGGCCGCCCUCGUCCUCGCCGUCGUGCUGGCCUCUCUCCUGACCCACGGGAGGCACGAGGUCAGUCCCCAAAUGCUGAAGUGGAAGGACAGGGGAACCACUAAGAACUUGCAAGAAGUCAUCCUGGGAAGAUGCUACAACUACAUCACGGCGCAGCACCCAGAGCUGGGAGAUAAGGAUUGUCAAAAAAUAUGGGAAUCAUUAAAAGAUGCGUUCAUUUACAAGAAUCCCUGUAAUAUCACACCAGAAGAUUAUCAGCCUUUAAUGGAGCUAGCGAGUCAUCCUAUACCCUGUAACAAGUCACUGUUCUGGAGCAAGACAGGUGACCUCGUUCAUCGUUAUACAAAAUCCAAUCAAAAUUUCCUUACCUUGGAGGACACCUUGCUGGGUUAUAUGGCUGAUAGAAUUUCAUGGUGUGGAGACCCCUCUGCCCCAGGAAUCAACUAUGAAUCUUGUCCAAAACGAAGUGAAUGUGAGAGCAACCCUGGCUCUGUGUUCUGGAAAAUGGCAUCCAAGAUGUUUGCAGAAGCAGCGUGUGGUGUGGUUCAGGUGAUGCUCAAUGGAUCAGUAGAAGCUGGAGCUUUCAGAAGCAGCAGCAUUUUUGGAAGUAUUGAGAUCUUUAACCUGGAUCCAGAUAAAGUCUCUAAAGUGCACAUUUGGCUUAUGCAAGACAUUGGUGGACCUCAAAGUGAAUCCUGCUCAGGUCAUUCCAUUCAGAGGUUAAUCAGCAUUUUAGAAGAGCGAAACUUUAAGAUCAUCUGUGAAGACAAUUACAGUCCUGCCUGUCCUGCAAGAAAAUGUGUUAGAAAAGUCACUGCCAUCAAGUUCUUCAAACAUGAAGUUGUGACACAAGGACAACUGGUCACCUGGGACAAAGAUACAGAGAAUAGAGCUCAGCUGUGAACUUCUUCAUAACAAGCAGAGGUCCUAAGGUGAACCAUACCAGGAAAUUUUUAUUUAUACCAGAAAAGUUUUAUUUGACUCCACAAUCACUAAAGUUAUACUGACUUCAGUGACUCAGUAAAUGCCCCAAAGAAAGACUCAUAUGUGAUUGGUGUCAAGUGAUCACUUUGUGGAUGUUGGCUGAAAAAACACAAGGCUUGGUAAGUGCAAGGAGACCUUAGACCCUCUCAGCCAUUUGGUUGUGGUCAGUACAAUAAUAGAACUGGUUGUAAUGAAGUUAGACUCCAGAUAUAUUUGCCUCAGACCCUGCUAUUCUGAAAUGCACCCUUCUGAAGAACAUUCAAAACUACACACCCAUGGAGGUAAAAAAUUCUUCACUUUGGCUGAGACAGUUUUGAGAUCUUUGCUCUCAUAUUAGCCCACCUUCUGAGGAAAAAGGCUGCACAGAGACCCCCUUUUUCUCCUGAUGCUCCACACUGUCCUUGCACAACUGCUUGCAUUGAAGGUGAAAUGCAUCCAUGAGCUGCUGAGAAUGAGCAUGUUUUCCUCCUGCGAAGAGCCACAUGUGAAGAUAAAAGUCAGCCCUGAAUGGAAACAAGAAGAUGAGGAAGAAGAAAUAUAGUGCAUCCCUGGAGAGCAACGUGCAACUCCAGCACAUGGGUCCAGGUGCUGACAGUCCUGCACAUGGAGAUGUAACUCACAGCUCUGGAAUCCCAAACUGGAAUUUGCUCUGGGAUAUGUCACUGGCCCCAUGUGCCUGGCUGGCUGGCAGCCACAGGGACAGCAGUGCCUUCUGGCACCUCAGAGCAGUGAUUGUGCUUCAGGCCACAAAGUCCUCACCGUAGUGCUCCUGAGAGUAACAGCAGCUAAGGAUAGGCAGGACUGGACAUUUUCCAAAAUAUCUGGAGCAAGUAAGCCUCUUAAGUCAGGCCUGCCCAGUGCUCUGGUUAUAAUCUGGAACUAAUAGAAAGGUGUCUGUGUACUGGAGCAGACAUUAACAAUUAAUUACUGCAUUGUAUGAUUGCUUGGGCCAAAUAAAGCUCCUAA